Messenger RNA from Knipowitschia caucasica, 603 nucleotides. NCBI's taxonomy places the organism in Eukaryota, Metazoa, Chordata, Actinopteri, Gobiiformes, Gobiidae. The record is from the annotation of a GenBank genome assembly.
AUGGCGGUGGCGGCGGUGGCGGCGGCGGCGGCUGCGGUGUCCCUUCUCCACCCGAGCCCCAGCUCCAAUCUGUCUGCGCCGCAUCUGGCGCCGUGUUGCGCCGUGUUGCGCCGGUCCCCGCAGCAGCUGCGCGCAGGUGUUCUCUCUCCGCGAACGCCGUCCUCCAUCAAGAUUCCUCUGCCCUCUCCCUCAUCCUCUGCCCUCAUCCUCUCCCUCAUCCUCUCCCUCAUCCUCUCCCUCAUCCUCUGCCCUCUCCCUCAUCCUCUCCCUCAUCCUCUGCCCUCUCCUUCAUCCUCUCCCUCAUCCUCUGCCCUCUCCUUCAUCCUCUCCCUCAUCCUCUCCCUCAUCCUCUGCCCUCUCCUUCAUCCUCUCCCUCAUCCUCUGCCCUCUCCUUCAUCCUCUCCCUCAUCCUCUCCCUCAUCCUCUGCCCUCUCCUUCAUCCUCUCCCUCAUCCUCUGCCCUCUCCUUCAUCCUCUCCCUCAUCCUCUGCCCUCUCCUUCAUCCUCUCCCUCAUCCUCUCCCUCAUCCUCUGCCCUCUCCUUCAUCCUCUCCUUCAUGCUCUCCCUCAUCCUCUCCCUCAUCCUCUGCCCUCUCCCUCUGUGA